Stylophora pistillata is the source of this 713-nucleotide messenger RNA. RefSeq names its product spermine synthase. Gene Ontology annotation, biological process: spermine biosynthetic process. Gene Ontology annotation, molecular function: spermine synthase activity. NCBI's taxonomy places the organism in Eukaryota, Metazoa, Cnidaria, Anthozoa, Scleractinia, Pocilloporidae. The record is from RefSeq and is a predicted model, not a curated record.
ACAGGAUGAUAAUUUGAUGGAAAGUGGGAAAUUCAUCAGAAAUGUAUGGUGAAGGAAAACAAAGGCAGAUUAGUAUUUGAAACCAACUCUCCCUACCAAAACAUCAAAGUUCUUCACUCCUUGCAGUUUGGGAAUGUCCUUAUUCUAGAUGGCGACAUAAAUCUUGCUGAAAGUGACAUUAUCUAUACCAAGACCAUAACAGGAGGUGGCAGAGAAGACUUCAAAGACAAAACAAUUCUUAUUCUUGGGGGAGGGGAUGGUGGAGUUCUAAAUGAACUCCUGCAGUACUCUCCUAAGUUUGUCACAAUGAUAGAUAUUGAUGAAGAUGUAAUAAACUGUGCUACAAAGUAUCUACGAGGAAUAUGUGGAGAUGCUUUAGACAAUCUUUUAGGAGAAAAUCACAAGGUACACAUUGGCGAUUGUGUUAAAUAUUUAGAGCAGUGUAUAAAAGAAGGAAGAACAUUUGACUAUGUUAUCAAUGAUUUGACAGCAAUUCCAGUCACUAAGGAACCUAUAGGUUCCUUGUGGGAAUUCUUAAGAUUGAUUCUGGAUAUGUCGAUGAAAGUGCUGUCGCCUAGUGGGAAAUAUUUCACCCAGGGGAACAGUUACAAUAAACCAGAUGCGUUAUUGAUGUAUGAGCAACAAUUAUCCAAGCUGUCUUGCCCUGUCCAAUUCAGAAAAGAGGAUGUUUUUGUUCCCUCCUACCACGAAAA